Geodia barretti is the source of this 1719-nucleotide messenger RNA. The record is from the annotation of a GenBank genome assembly. NCBI's taxonomy places the organism in Eukaryota, Metazoa, Porifera, Demospongiae, Tetractinellida, Geodiidae.
UUGCGAGCAGAUCAAGACUGUGAAGAUAUCUGUGAUGAACACAGUGGGGAUCUACACUGCCACUGCAGGGAAGCGCUAUGAGCCUCAAUGACGACGAACGUACAGUGCCAGAGAUAUACUUUCAUUGCCUCUACUGGAUGUGAUGGUGCUGUGGCACGUGUAGACGAUGGAUUACCAGAGCCAAUAACAAUUGCUAACGGAUUUCCUCUGGGAUGCAUGCGUAAAUCCAGAGUCUAUGUUGGGACAAAUGGUUACUUCGCUUUCAGUGAAUUCACAGGAUUUACACCAUUUCCUUUUUCUGAGGGAAACGGACUUUCACUGGUGGCUCCAUUCUUUACCGACAUUGACAUUUCAAAGGGAUCUGGUAGAAUUGAGUACCAGGUACACGAUGAUCUAAGUGUGAUGUUUUCAAGGGAAAUAGCAGAACAAGUCAAUCUUGUAAUAAAUACCAACAAACAAACGAAUUUCAGUUCUCAGUGGCUUCUGGUUUCAAAAUGGGAAGAUGUUUCACCAUACGGUAACUAUCAAAUUAAAGCUUCAUUCCAAGGUGUUCUUGCCACUGACCAUGAGAGAUCCUUUGCAAUCUUCAUCUACAAGUGUGAAGAUGAAAAUGCCAGGUUUUCCAACCGCGCUACUAUCGGUUACGUGACCAGAGAUGGUGGCUAUGCCAACCAUGAGGCAACAUUUUCUAAUAAUCCCUACUCCAUUUCUUGUCUGGAUUAUCCGGCUAGCCAAUGGACCAAUGUCAUUUAUGAGAUCGCAGGUAUGGAUUACCAUUUUUUGGUCAUUUUUGCAGAGCAGCAAGUCCUCCAGGAUCUAGUCCCAAAGUUUUAUGUUGUUCCACAGGAUCCUCUCUUUGAAAAGCAGUGGAACUUGCUAAACACUGGGCCUUACAUAGGAAGGGAUUUGAGAGUGGAGCAGGCGUGGCUACAGGGCUUGACUGGCUGCAAUGUCACUGUCUCUGUUGUUGAUGAUGGUAUCGACUAUAAACACCCGGAUCUUUGGCCAAACUUCGCUCCACUGGUAUCAUAUGACUACGUUGGGAAUGACACUGAUCCAUCAGCGUACGGAAUGAGUCGUCAUGGAACAGGGUGCAGUGGAAUUGUUGCAGCGGUUAAGGACAAUUCACACUGUGGAGUUGGAGUAGCACAUGAGUCAAAUCUUGGAAGCCUGAAACUGCUUGAUGUGGGUGGACAGACGGAUAUGGAGGUGGCAUCAACUCUAUCCCACGGAAGAAACCUUAUUGAUGUUUACAGCAACAGUUGGGGGCCAAUAGAUAAUGGAUCCUAUGUAGGCGGUCCAGGAAAUAUGACAAUACUCGCACUAGAAGAAGGAGUAACCAUUGGACGCAGUGGAAAAGGGUCCAUAUAUGUGUGGGCAAAUGGGAAUGGCGGUCAAGAUGGAGAUAACUGUGCUGCUGAUGGCUAUGCAUCCAGUAUAUACACCAUAUCUGUUGGAGCUAUUGGAGUUGAUGGGAGGCCAAGUUUUUUCGAUGAACCGUGUUCUGCCAAAAUGGUUGUUGCAUACGUGACUAAUGAAAAUGGAACACAAACGAUUAUUACAACUGACCAAGGUGGAGAGUGUAGAGCUGAUUUUGGUGGAACCAGUGCAGCAACUCCAAUGGUCUCUGGGGCCGUAGCUCUAGCGCUUGAGGCAAAAACCUGGUGGUGACCUGCAAAGAGCCAUAGUCAGUUUAAGAGAACUGUAAAAACACUGCUG